UAGAUGUCACCAGAGCAUCGAUUGGUGCUGAAUGCAUUUUAUUCUCCAGUGGUGCUUCCAGUGUUUGUCCUGCAGAGGGAACUCUUGUUUUGCACCAAAAUGAAUUGCCAAUAUGAGCCUCCCUCCUCCAAAACAUCUAAGCAUCAGGAUAGUGAUAGAGUGGUAGAAGUGAGUGAAAAGUGAAAUAAGCACGAUAACCAGCUCCCCCAACAUUUUCCAUACAUUUUUUCCACACAUAUGUUGAUCCACACAUAAAUAUAAUCUGACAGCUGUCAUUUUUUAUAUGUUACCUUAGAAAACAGUCGCUUAAGCGUAUUAUAUCUUUGUGUUACACCCGGGGUAUGUGUGCCUGUGUGUUUAAGUGAGAGCGUACAGAUCAGAGCAAUAACUGUGUCCUCAGUCUGCGCUGCUGAUGUUGCGGAUCUUGCACCACACACAGGCGCACCAAAACGCAGGCGACAGCUGGAGGGGAAAUAUCAGUUAAGAGCGUGGCGUGGAGGCCUGAUUGGACAGAUACGUAUCGCCAUGGAGCUGCAUCUCCCGGUCGCUCUUUGUCUCCUCUUUGGCAGAAUAAUGAUGACGCAUCAAACUCACAUGAAUUCAGUCACCACGUACCUGUUCACUCCCCGGGGACCCCAGAUGUUUCCAUGUCUGACUUACCUGGAGCGAAACGUCAGGGUAGACUGUGAAUUCCCACCCUCCUACCAGGUCCCCGGCCCCUACUGUGAGUACCGGCAAGACAGCCGGUUGGUCGGCAGCACCUUCCCCAACGCCGUCAUCUAUGUGUCCACAGAGGACCGCAGGAGGAGCAACGUCAGCUUAGUCCUUCCCAAUCUGUGCCGCCUCACUUGGGCCCCCAUGGCCGACGAGAAACCUUACACCUACACAUGCAGGGUUUAUCAGGGUAACAGCUGGAAGGAAAACAGCAUGGCUGUUCAUCACAGGCUUCUCCCAAUCUGCUCUGCAAUCAGUGUUAUGUUCAAAUCAGCACCUUGGCUUUUGUCACUAGUGAUGUCACUUCCUGUGGCCGUGGGUCUUCUAAGUCCUUGAACUCUCAGUUUCAAAGGCUAACAACACAAUGGACCUUUCAUGAUUAUUGACUCGCUCUGUUUUGGAGGUCGUUGAAUGUGGGAAUAUUUUAUUUAUGUUUUUAUUUUAAUUUUAGGCAGAGUAGAAGUCAAGAAAAACCCUCCAAAUGAAUAAGACAGGAUCAAACUAACUUCUUAGUAAGUAUUGGAGCAUACUUUAAAGUGUUGAAAAAUGAGAGAUUUUAAGUAACAAACCUCACUAUUGCUGCUGUACCUUCAAGACGUUGUUUUACAGAAUUAUAAAGGGGAAGAGAAUUAUGAUGAGAUCAAAUCACAUGACAAACCAAUGAAAGGGUGAUCAAUGUUCAUUCUCUAAAGUGAUGAUGAUUAUCAACAGAUCAGCUGAUUUUAAAACUUCUGUCUUCGUUAUGAUGCUCUUGUAAAUCAUUAGAUGCUAUCUGGAUACAGAUAUUUUAUUAAUUAAAUAAAUACUUUUGUGGCUUUUUUAAUUUGUGAAAAACAGAUGCUUCUUAUAGAUUUAUAUUGACAUAUUUUAAUUAUAAAUAAAAACAUUUGAAGUGGAGUUACUCAACACAGCACUUUAGUUAUUUUACAGUGGUGUUAAAGGUUUUAAUAGUAGGUAGUUCUUUGAUUGGAGUAAUAAUGAUACAGAAUCAUUAAAGAAUGAAAAGCUGAAAGUCAUGGUUUGUCAGUUGAUUAUGAUUUCCUCUUAAGCAGUAAUAAAUGUAGUCUAAGGAUUAAUACAGGUGGAUGGUAUUAUAGGAAUAAAAUAUGAUAUAAGAUAGCUGCUCAGACACUGCCUUUUCUGCUGGCAUUGGGCCGUUCUAAUACCUCCUCUACCUUAAACAAAAUGAAGUUACUGUACACUGAAACUGCACAACUGUACACCGCAAGAGGUACAUCUGGUUAUAAACAUCAGAUCAAAAAAGCUCUUUUGACAGCAAUAAACAACAUACUAUAAUAAGACUUAAAUGAUGAGCCUUAACUCUAUAAACUCUGAUGACAGGCUCGGAUGCAGAUGCACCGUGUUAAUCUGGCCGCGUUGAUUGUCCCAAAGUCUAAAGAAUGUGAAGGUGCAUGACUGUUCCCAAAGUCUGUUUAAUGAUGUAAGCCAUUUCUGCAACCCUGUAUGUAAGGCAUCACACUGCAGAUACCGAGCAAGUGGGUGGACUAGCUGUAGUAAGAAAAAGCUGACAGAGGGGCAAUGUUUCACAUGGAAAGUAUUUACUGUAAUAGUCCUAGUGUGUUUAAAUACCACAUUGUUUUAAAGAACUUGUGUUAAUGUGUACAUCAUGUGUGUAGUGUAAAAGAUUAUUAACACGCUUCCACUUUAAUUCUUUAUGUUCAAAAUGUACACACUCUAUUCAGGGCCUUUUUAUGAUCUGUUUAUGCUGCUUGCUUGGUUAAACUUGAUUAAAAGUCAUGUUUUAUUUAUUUUUUUUCAUUCUUUUUUGUUGUUAACUUUACACAUGUUAAACAGUAAUUGUGUCUGCAGUACAUUUCUGUUUUAUUUUUCCUCCAUUUUCAUAUGUUGGUUUGCUCAGUAUUAUUUGCAAAAUAGCACUUGCAUUAAAGAUGACUUUAUAUAUUUUCAAUUAAGCUUGUUUUUAUUUUUAACUAGUACAAGUGCAAUAUAUUGUAUAACCUUGCUGUAACAAAUAAAGGUUAUGCAUUACAA
Messenger RNA from Melanotaenia boesemani (Boeseman's rainbowfish), 2727 nucleotides. RefSeq lists its product as uncharacterized. The transcript is spliced from 4 exons. The coding region runs from base 526 to 1050 and encodes 174 amino acids. NCBI's taxonomy places the organism in Eukaryota, Metazoa, Chordata, Actinopteri, Atheriniformes, Melanotaeniidae. The record is from RefSeq and is a predicted model, not a curated record.